Messenger RNA from Mesorhabditis spiculigera, 1341 nucleotides. The record is from the annotation of a GenBank genome assembly. NCBI's taxonomy places the organism in Eukaryota, Metazoa, Nematoda, Chromadorea, Rhabditida, Rhabditidae.
AUGGCUAUUAAGAAGAAUGGAGCGAAGCAGCUGAGGAAGAGGCUCAAUAGUGAAUGCGCAGAUGGAUUGGCAUACAGUAAGAAGGUCCGCAAGCUUCAUGCUCAGAUGGCCGAGGCCGAGAAGACGCUGAAGGAGGCCGAACCUCAGACCGAAGCCGAUAAAAUCGAUUAUGACGAUGAGUCGCUCGUGAUCCCGGACCCGGAUUGCGAUCCGGAACACCCGAGAACCGUGACCUUCUCCGACAUCUCGUCCGCCAUGUUCAACAUCAAGUCUGGGGUGGUGCACACGCCGUGCUCGAAAUCCCUCCAACUAUCCAAUCUCUACGGCUUCGAGUUGUACUUCAAGAAGGAGUACCUCCAGGUGACGGGCAGUUUUAAGGAGCGGGGAGCCAGAUACGCCUUGUCGCACUUGACGGCUGCUGAGCGGAAAAUCGGGGUGAUCGCGGCGAGCGCAGGAAACCACGCGCUAGCUCUCUGCUACCACGGAAAGUUGCUGAACAUCCCGGUGACGGUGGCGAAAGACUACGCGAUGCGAUUUGGGAAGGAAAAAGGGUUGAAGUACAUCAACGGGUACGAUGCUCCGGACAUUUUGGCCGGGCAGGGGACAAUCGGACUGGAGAUCUUGGAGCAGGUCCCUGAUGUCGAUGCUGUACUUGUUCCAGUCGGGGGUGGUGGACUGAUCGCAGGCGUUGCGGUCGCCAUUAAGACUUUGAAACCGGAAUGUCACAUCAUUGGAAUCGAGACCGAAACCUGCGCCAGCUUCACAGCCGCCAUCAAGGAGGGCAGACCUAUAGCCGUGGAGACGAGCAGCACCCUGGCUGAUGGCCUCGCCGUCCCUACCGUAGGUGGCAAUUCGCUAAAGACCGCCGCCCCGAUGAUCGACCAGAUCAUCACCGUCAGCGAGGAGGUGAUCGCCCUUUCAAUCCUACGCCUCAUUGAGGUGGAAAAGGCUGUUGUCGAGGGAGCUGGAGCCGUGGGGUUGGCGGCGAUAAUCUCGAAUAAGGUGCCGCACUUGAAGGACAAAAAGGUCGUGUGUAUCCUGACUGGAGGUAAUAUCGAUACCACGGUAUUGGGACGCUCGAUUGAACGAGGGUUGGCAGUAGAUGGGCGCUUGGUUCGAAUUGAAGUUGUGGUAUCGGACAGGCCAGGAGGUAUCGCCGAAUUAACCACCCACAUCGCCCACAGCGGCGCCUCCAUCAAGGACAUCUUCCACGAACGAGCCUGGAUCUCCACGGACGUCUUUUCGGUCAAAGUAAAGAUUAUUGCCGAGACGAGAGACCGGACGCACGUCCAAGAGCUGGAGGCGCUGCUCAAGGAGAAGUACAAGAAUGUCACCAUCCUG